GCCCCCUGAGCCCUCCCUGGGUGCUAAGCCUGAGCCCCCACAAUCUCUUUGCAAUUGCAUUUCCUCUGCUCUUUUGCUCCAGUUCCCAGGGAGAAAAAGCCUCUUCCAAGAAGUGAGGGCAAAAGCAAAAGGCCCUGGUGGCUUCCAGUGCCUUUACUGAGCAUGCGCGCCUGGCCUUUCAGCUGUAAAACUGGAUGGGCAGCUGCUGUGGCUGAACUGGAAAAGGGGCACUGCUGAGGAUAUUGCAAAAAGCAACAGCAAAACAAGGGUCCUGUUGUUGUUUUGCUUGAGAAGAGGCUGGAGAGGAUUCCUUCACCGCAGCCCUGGUGAAGCUUCCACCUUUGCAAAAGGGAGCGCCCCAGAGGAAGGCACGGCCACCAGACUCCGAGAUGGGGAAAUCUUUUUCAAUGCCUUUACAUGCAUCUAAAGAUGAUGGUGUUUCAUCAUCAGACAACAUGAGGAAUGGAUUAGUUCACUCAGAAUCUCACAGUGAAGAUGGAAGAAAUGGAGAUGUGUCACAGUUUCCAUAUGUUGAGUUUACAGGAAGAGACAGUGUUACAUGUCCCACUUGUCAGGGGACAGGGAGGAUCCCACGUGGACAGGAAAACCAGCUUGUUGCCCUGAUUCCAUACAGUGAUCAGAGACUGAGGCCGAGAAGAACAAAGCUUUAUGUGACUGCUUCUGUAAUUGUUUGCUUGCUACUUUCUGGACUGGCAGUAUUUUUCUUGUUUCCGCGAUCUAUUGAUGUGGAAUACAUUGGAGUCAAGUCAGUAUAUGUCAGUUAUGAAGCACAGAGGCGCAUAAUAUAUUUAAAUAUUACGAAUACAUUGAACAUAACAAACAACAAUUACUAUUCUGUUGAAGUUGAAAACAUUACAGCCCAGGUACAGUUUUCAAAGACUGUUAUUGGGAAAGCACGAUUGAACAAUAAUACCCACAUUGGACCCUUGGAUAUGAAACAGAUUGAUUAUAUGGUGCCAACAGUUAUACAAGAUGAGAUGAGUUACAUGUUUGAUUUUUGUACCCUAAUCUCUAUCAAAGUGCACAACAUAGUAGUCAUGAUGCAAGUGACUGUGACCACCUCUUAUUUUGGCCACUCUGAACAAAUAUCUCAAGAGCGAUACCAAUAUGUAGACUGUGGUGGAAACACAACUUACCAGCUGGGACAGUCGGCAUAUCUAAACGUACUUCUGCCUCCUCAGUAAAGAGGCAGAGAGAUACCUGUGUGACGAAAGAAAAUGACUGUUGUUUCUUUCAUUUACCAUCAAAGCUGAACUUUCAACCAUAUCUGAUACUACUGAAAGAGGUGGAUGUAUACAAUGUAGUCUGGAAGGCUUCUGUACUUUGAGGCAUGAGCAGAAAGGGGGCAAUUUACACUUCACAGUUUCUUCCUUUCUACUCUACGUGUGUAAGUAUUCUCUCAAACUGUUACACUAAGGGAUGGAGGAAUACUCUUCAACAAAUCAACCCUUAUUUCCUUGCAGAAAAAAGGGUAUAUGACCUAUGAGUCGGUGUGCAAUCAUAUAAUUGUAUACAUGACAGUGUGCCACUAACAAGUAAGUAAUGGAAUAAGCUAAUGACAUGAUAUUUUCAGUUCUCUGAUUUAGCAUAGAUGAAGGUCUAAUCUGUUACACUGAAAUCAGCAUGUCCAUUUUGCAGUAUUAGAAGAUACACGUUUGCAUUUAAUAAUUUUAAAAACAGUUCUGUUGUCACUAUUUGGAAUUAUGUUUUUAAAAGAUCCCAUUCCACUGAAGUGCUUGUUACUGCCUCCUUUCCACAAUGUCAAUUUGUCUGAGAAAUUAGGGUAGAUUUAAAAAUAUAAAUACCACUUGAUUGGUGCAUAUCUAGUGGGGAAUGGGAAUAAGAGGAAGAGUAAAAUGUAAUACAUUAUUAAUUUGGAUUUACUUUUUGGAAACCUGAAACUUGUUUGGGGUUUUAUUUGUUUUAUUUUUGUUUUAUUUUUAAUUUAUGUGUCUUCUCUAUCAGUUGAUCUUAUAAAGUGGUUGGUUGCCUACCGGCUUUUCUCAAAACUCUGGAGUAUAUUUUCUUUUUCUGUGUAAGUUCCCUUCGUUGUAACUUGGGUAAUAUUUAACUGCAGACUUCUGACUGGAGCAAAUGUAAAAUGUAACAAUCAUAGCAGAGAACACCUUGAUAAAAAAAAAAAUAACCUGUUUUGAGAGCUUCUAUAUAUCAAGGCUAGUAUUUUGUCUUUAAGAACUUGUGUAUCUGUGGAUACAAGUCUAAUUCCACUUGGUCAUCUUGGUGAGAAAUCAUUCAAGGAACAAAUGAACAGUUCUAGAAUUGCUGGCUUGACAGCUCCUUUCGGCAUUGUUCCAUGCUAUUCUUGGAAGGGAAGUGACCAUGAUGACAAAAUGACUGCAUUGGUUAUACCUUGUGCCAAUAACAUUGGCAGGGUAAAUAGAAUCAAUUGUCGCCAGUCUGUAACACUCUCCCUUCUAAGGGUGCAAGAGUGGUAUUGGAAGCAGCUCCCAUACCAUGAUAGUUAAGUAUAGAUAGGACCUUUUGGAUGUAGUUUGUAUAUUUGGUAAAAAGCAUCAUGUUCAGUUGUGAUACUUCUUAUAUUAUGAACUCACUGUAUCUUCAUUUGAAUGGGAUCUGACUAACCAACUGGGAGAUGUGUCUAUUGCAUCAUAAUAGUAGUCUGUCUUCAAUACAUGACAAAGUGGUUACUAAAAAAUUGAAAAGACUGGAUUUAAUGUAACCCAGUUUCAGCAUUUUGAAGUUCCAUUGGUUUCUAUGAGAGAGACUGUAAGCAUGUGCUUAAUAUUACUGUAUUGUGGAAAUCAGUGUAGCUUGAAAGUGUUUAAUUCUGGUUUUGAUCAUACUCAUUUUUGCCUUUAUUAAUAUGUUUUAAAUUUACAUAUGUAAAUAGCCCCAGAUCCUGGGUAACCAAACUUGUAAAUUCUUUCUUAUUUUCUGUUUAACACAAAUGCUGAUAAUGCCCUUUGCUGUAAUUGAUAUGAGCUUUGAUGACAGAAAGAAACCUGUAUAGAUUUAUAUCUGAAAGCUUGAGUUUUCUGCAGUGUAGCAGAGUGCAUUUUUGCUAACUGGCAUAAUACCUGUAUAUUGAUGUGCUAGUAUUUUGCUGUGUAUCAUUUCUGGAAUCCAUUUAGCAAACUAUAAUGAGGGAAAAUUUCUCAUGAGAACACUUUUUAACAUUCUUUCUGCUCUCAACUAAGUGUUUAUGAAUAGCCCUGUAGACCAUUCUUAGACCAGAAUGAAAUAAAUGGAUUACAAAAGACAGUCGAAGCCUUAAAAAUAUGGGUGUUUUUUUUUUAAGUUUAUAAACACAAAGUAGCACAUUAUAACUCCAAAGUGUAAUAUUUUCUUUAUACAAGAUGUCUUAUUCCGUUGAUCAAAGAUGCUGUUAAGUAGUUGUACAACAAAUGUAACCUAAGGGUAAGAUUAUAACACCUCAAAAUAACUUUUCUAAUCAGUGCUGUAACACUUCUAGGUUUAAGACAUAAAGAAAUAAAUGGUUGCAAAUAA
Molecule: messenger RNA, 3510 nt
Organism: Sceloporus undulatus (fence lizard)
Lineage: Eukaryota; Metazoa; Chordata; Lepidosauria; Squamata; Phrynosomatidae
Gene: TMEM106B
Product: transmembrane protein 106B
Exons: 9
Coding region: 390-1205 (271 amino acids)
Biological process (GO): dendrite morphogenesis; lysosomal transport; lysosome localization
Cellular component (GO): lysosomal membrane
Source: RefSeq, a predicted model, not a curated record